GCAGAAAAAUCCAUAAAUUCAGUCAGAAGUGUCAGUCUGGACUUUACGAUGACUUUUUAUCUCAGGCAUUACUGGAAAGAUGAGAGGCUCUCCUUUCCUAGCACAACAAACAAAAGCAUGACAUUUGAUCAUAGAUUGAUCAAAAAGAUCUGGGUGCCUGAUAUCUUUUUUGUCCAUUCUAAAAGAUCCUUCAUUCAUGAUACAACUGUGGAGAACAUCAUGCUACGUGUGUACCCUGAUGGAAACAUCCUCUUCAGUCUCAGGGUAACGGUUUCGGCCAUGUGCUUUAUGGAUUUCAGCAGGUUUCCUCUUGACAGGCAAAAUUGUUCUCUUGAACUGGAAAGCUAUGCCUACAAUGACGAGGACCUAAUGCUAUACUGGAAACAUGGAAACAAGUCCUUAAAUACUGAAGAGCAUAUUUCCCUUUCUCAGUUCUUCAUUGAAGAAUUCAGUGCAUCCAGUGGAUUAGCUUUCUAUAGCAGCACAGGUUGGUACAAUAGGCUUUUCAUCAACUUUGUGCUAAGGAGGCACAUUUUCUUCUUUGUGCUGCAAAUCUAUUUCCCGGCCAUGUUGAUGGUGUUGCUUUCAUGGGUUUCGUUUUGGAUUGACCGAAGAGCUGUUCCUGCAAGAGUUUCUCUGGGAAUCACCACAGUGCUGACCAUGUCCACGAUCGCCACCAGUGUGAGUGCCUCCAUGCCUCAGGUGUCCUACGUCAAGGCUGUGGACGUGUACUUAUGGGUCAGCUCCACCUUUGUGUUCCUGUCGGUCAUUGAGUACGCAGCCGUGAAUUAUCUCACCACCGUGGAAGAGUGGAAACGAUUCAAGAAGAGAGGGCAGAUUUCUGGAAUGUACAAUAUGAAGGCAGUUCAAGCCAUGGCCUUCGAUGGUUGUUACCAUGACAGUGACAUGGACCAGACUUCCUUUUCUCUGCACUCAGAAGAAGACUCCAUGAGAGGAAAAUGUACAGGCAGCCCCGGCACAGAUUCAUCUCAGAUAAAGAGAAGAAAAUCUCUAGGAGGACAUGUUGGUAGAAUCAUUCUGGAAAACAACCAUGUCAUUGACACCUAUUCUAGGAUUUUAUUUCCCAUUGUGUAUAUUAUAUUUAAUAUUUUUUAUUGGGGGAUAUAUGUAUGA
Molecule: messenger RNA, 1134 nt
Organism: Propithecus coquereli (Coquerel's sifaka)
Lineage: Eukaryota; Metazoa; Chordata; Mammalia; Primates; Indriidae
Gene: GABRR3
Product: gamma-aminobutyric acid (GABA) A receptor, rho 3
Exons: 7
Coding region: 49-1134 (361 amino acids)
Biological process (GO): nervous system process; monoatomic ion transmembrane transport; regulation of membrane potential
Cellular component (GO): membrane; synapse; GABA-A receptor complex
Molecular function (GO): neurotransmitter receptor activity; extracellular ligand-gated monoatomic ion channel activity; GABA-A receptor activity
Source: RefSeq, a predicted model, not a curated record